AUUUGCAACAAACCUCUAAGCCUGGUGUCUGCUCCAUAGCGCCGUCUACAGGAACCCGCUGGCUUCCAGCGGCAGAGCCAUUGGGAGAGGGCAGUGUAGGCUAGAAGCCUCAUUGUGCCGUCUCAGCUCUGUGAGAAGGGUUGCCAGGAGUUCCAGAAGAUCACAAACUCUUCCAGGAUUCCCAUGCCCGGACUUAGCUCGAGGAGCAAGCAGGCUGAGUCUCCUAGCUUGGAAUCAGAGCCGAAGCUCUUGCGCCUGGGACCCUGAAUAUUUCUGGGUUGGGCAACAAUGCGUCCUAUAUUGAAGAAGAGAUCUGGACAAGUCGGCUGUCUGUCCCCAGGAAAGUUCUCAACAAAGGGCUGCAAUAUGAAAGGUGGAGGACACAGACAAAGGAAAAGAGAUAUGGAACCGGCGGGCCUGCAGACCAAAGCCCCUGACGAGCCUCCUCCCUACCCAUCUAAUGUUUCACAGAGUAAUGCCGAUUCCCCCCACCACCCUUCCCAGGCAUACAGUAAGAGUCUAGCAGAAACCCUGGCCAAAUACAUCGGGAAGUCAAAGAGAAGAGCCAGGCUGUGGGAGCUCCAGAAAGCCGAUGCGAAAGGGAUCAGUGGGGUGACAUUCAGCUUGAUACCCACAUACUUUGGGGCCUUCCCGUCUUACACUUCCAUAGAUGAUGACAUGGAUGAAGCCACCAGCAAGGGUCCUGUCUUCAAUCCUGAGCGGGUCACUGCCCACUGCUUCAGGCACUUGAAAAAGAAAGACUUCCACCUGCCACAGAGCCGCAGGCGAAUCAUCAUUGUAUCUGGGACAAAGGACCAGGUGCCAGCCCACCCGGCGAUGCCCGCUAAAGCUCCCCCUCCACCCAUACCUAGCUUCAAAACUCUAGAUAUUGGAGACCUUCAAGAGCCACCAGUGGACAGGAAGGUCUGGCUGAGCCAGAGGGCAAAGCUCCGGAGGCAGCUGGAGUCAUUUGGUGAUGUCAAGACGUGGCUGGAGAAUAAGCCCGACAUCACACCAUCAGAGGCCAAGGUUCUGCUCAUGAUUCGCCAGGAGAAAAAAGCCCCCAAAGAUACCUUCACUUCAACCAGGACAACCAAGGCCAAAGCUCCCAGACCUAUCCGUCAACCUCUACCCCAGCUGCGAUUGCCCAAGCCCUCUAUCUUGGCGGACUUGUACUCCUACCUGCGUAGCCGAAAGAUCAAGAUCCUGGACGUAUUUAGCAAGGUAGAGCGGGGUGAGAACCAGCGCAUCACCAGGGAGGAAUUCAUCAUGGCUCUGAAGACAAUUGGAGUUCCUCUGAAGAACCAGGAGCUGGAGGACAUAAUCAUCUACCUUGGCUCUCUCGGGAAGCAGAACGCCAUCACCACCGAUGCCCUGGCCAGCACUUACAAGCAGUGGUCACUGGCCCAGCAGAGAAGCACCCUGCCCACUGCCAAAGAGUAUUACAGUUUGACCAGGAAGAAAGCUUCACUGAAGCAUACCGCACAAAAGCAGCAGGCUGUCCCAGCCCCCAAGCCUCCCAAGAUGGACCUGCUGACGGUGCCUGAGGUUGAUACAAAGAUGGAGGGGCGGCCCAUGACAGAGGAAGACAUGGAGGAUGUGGGCAAGCGGUACCGAGAGAGGCGGAGGCAACACAAGCUCUGUCUCCCCUCCAUCCAAUAUGUGGAGAGCUGCCGGCUGGUUCGAUCUGGGACAAAGGCCUUUGAUGAUCACUGCCUGCCAUCCACCAUUUCUGGGGAGAUGGAGGAGCUGGUUAAUGAGGCCCGCAAGAAUAACUUCCUGGUCUACCUGCAGUGCUGGGAACUCUGCGAGUCCUAUGGUCUCCCACUGACUGAGGACAUCCUCAUGAGAGCACUACUGUACCCAGGAGACAAGAUAAUUACUCUGAAAGAAGAAGUCCGCCCGAUCCGGCAGCCUGGAGGCUAUUAUGUAGACGAAAAGAUUAUCUAUAGCCUGACUGGAUUUGGGAUCAAUGGCUUCCACAAGCUUGGGAUGAUGACGAGAAACAAGAAAACAUCAAAGAAACUCAAGAAAAUGCACUUCCAGGAGUUCGAGGAGUUUACUGGAAAGCUGAAGGCCAAGAAAAUCAGUGGACCCUCAUAUACCCACCCCAAUCACUUCUGGCCUGGUCACCUUCUGGAUAAGCUGCGGCUCUUUCUGCCCACUGUGGCCCCGGACAAGAGCCAGGCAAUCUUCAGCUUUGUGGAACACAAGCGCCAUGUUUACAGUGCUGCCUACCACUCUAAGGACUGGUGGCCCCUGAAAGACUGGGCAUACAUGAUACAUGCCUAUUAUGAUGCAAACAAGGUGUACUCCAUCACCUAGAGUGGCCUAGGGGCUUCUGGGCCAGAAGACAGUGCAGCCAGGGCCGCACAGCUGCAGGCAUGAGAUAUCAAAGAGCCAUACAAAAGAAACAGUCUCAAGUGCCUGGAGGUGUGGAUGUGUCCAGGCACAUAUAUGCUGUGUUUGCUACCCUGUCAUGACCUAUGCCCUUUUGAAAUAAACCAGGUUAGAGCUGA
Phodopus roborovskii (desert hamster) is the source of this 2519-nucleotide messenger RNA. It is a transcript of the gene Efcab12, whose product is annotated as EF-hand calcium binding domain 12. Gene Ontology annotation, molecular function: calcium ion binding. The coding region runs from base 289 to 2325 and encodes 678 amino acids. The record is from RefSeq and is a predicted model, not a curated record. Lineage: Eukaryota; Metazoa; Chordata; Mammalia; Rodentia; Cricetidae. The transcript is spliced from 9 exons.